AUGCCAAUUCGGCAGCAUAUGAGGAUGACAGCCAUGAAAGGGAUGGCCGGCAUGGAUAUCUUUGCAGUUUUUGCAAAAGGAGUGGAUGCUGAAACCGUUGUUUUGAUGAUCGCUCAAGCUUCAAGACUGGAAAAUCAAGAUGCAAUAGACACCGCCAUAGUUGCGACGCUAGCUGAUCCAAAAGAGGCACGUGCUGGUGUAGAAGAAGUGCAUUUCCUUCCAUUAAGUCCUACCAAUAAGCGGACAUCAGUGACUUAUAUUGAUCAAGAGGUUAAAAUACAUAGAGUGAGCAAAGGUGCACCAGAACAGACCCCAAACCUGGCGCACAAUGAGACCGACUUUAAGCGUAAGAGUUCGAAGCCAGAGCUAUCCUGCAUAAAUGAAGAAAAUACAAGCUUGAAUGAUAAGAUAUUGGGAUUUCCAAAAGAAAUAGAGUGA
Messenger RNA from Lathyrus oleraceus (garden pea), 438 nucleotides. Its product is annotated as plasma membrane ATPase 2-like. Gene Ontology annotation, molecular function: nucleotide binding. The transcript is spliced from 2 exons. NCBI's taxonomy places the organism in Eukaryota, Viridiplantae, Streptophyta, Magnoliopsida, Fabales, Fabaceae. The coding region runs from base 1 to 438 and encodes 145 amino acids. The record is from RefSeq and is a predicted model, not a curated record.